This is a messenger RNA of Rhododendron vialii, 990 nucleotides long. RefSeq lists its product as uncharacterized. Bases 40 to 990 code for a protein of 316 amino acids. The record is from RefSeq and is a predicted model, not a curated record. The transcript has 3 exons. NCBI's taxonomy places the organism in Eukaryota, Viridiplantae, Streptophyta, Magnoliopsida, Ericales, Ericaceae.
UGUGUUUUUGGUAUUGCAGGUACGCCACUGAAUACCAAAAUGAGUCAUCCAUUUGCUGUAUUGAAUGUUGAGAAGAAUACACCAAAUGUCCAGGCAUCAUCAUUAAAGCGUACCAAAUCUGGUAAUGUUAAAGGAAGGGUCAAGAUUGGUAAGUCAAGGAUGAAUGAGGGGAAAGUUCGGGAGACAGCAUUCAGGUCAAGUCUCGGAGGCGUAAUACCGUUGAUUAAAGAAUUGAAAUUGAGCGAUCGCCAUAAAGAAGUAUUGAUGACCACUCCCUUUUGGGGUAUUUUCGAGGCAAUUCUUAAGGACAAUCUCUCACCUAGACACUGUAGGAAAAGUGAUAAAAUGAUUAUCGGAAUAAUCAAUGCUUAUGAUUUGGCCAUAAAUAAAUUUCGCCUCGGAAAUGAACUCGUGGGCAUAACACGGGAUGACAUUGGUCAGAUAUUUGGCAUAUCAUGCGGGACCGAGUAUGUCAAGAUCAAAUACUGUUGCAAAGAAGAUAUGAAGAUGGCUGGAAGAUGUAAGAUCAAAGGUGGGUUUACAAGUAAAUCACUAAAAGACAAAAUGUUUGAGUAUGCAUCAGGGAGUAGUAAGGAAGACGUGGAAGAUGUUGUAAGGUUGCUUUGUUUGCACCUCUGCCAUGCAUUGUUCUUCUUUACUGCUACUACAGUUAGUUGGGCCUACCUGCAAAUUGUCGAGGAUUUUGAAAGGAUGAAGUCGUAUGAUUGGAAGAGAGCCAUAUUAGAUAAACUCAUGUCAUCGAUAAGGAAAAAACACCAACAACUGAGGAGAGUGAAGGGCUGUGUUACUGCACUGCUGUAUUGGAUUUGUGAACAUACAAAUGUGGUGAAGGCACUUCAUUCAGACAACCCUCUAGGAAAAAUCAAAUGGAGUAUACCAGCCAUGGUGACAAAAUUCAAUAAAACUGGUGGGUUGAGGAACCUCAAGCCUAGUCAGCUGGAGGUCGAAAUGGCUUUGGUUUUAGUUUAG